Molecule: messenger RNA, 492 nt
Organism: Cladophialophora bantiana CBS 173.52
Lineage: Eukaryota; Fungi; Ascomycota; Eurotiomycetes; Chaetothyriales; Herpotrichiellaceae
Exons: 1
Coding region: 1-492 (163 amino acids)
Source: RefSeq, a predicted model, not a curated record
AUGGGUCAAUAUUUUGUCACCAACGUCCACACGUGCCGGCGGCUACAUCCUACAUUCUGGAGUCACGCAAUCGAGCCAGGUGAUGAAUUGACAAUGACAAUGAUCCUCGAUGAUGUCGAAGCAGAAAAAGGCUACUGUCCAUAUAAGUCAUGUGGCGAGUUGACCACAGGGAUUCCCUUGAGCGGGCGCGGAAGGAUCUGCCCGAACUGCUUUCGCUUUGCAGUGAUUUCGCGGAAGAAGAUGACUUAUCCUAAGAGUUGUGGUCAGCAUGAUGCACCCAAUUCCAGUCAUGACCCUCUUGUCCCGGGGCCGGAUUCUGAGCUGACUCCGGGAGAGACUGCCACCUUUGAGGAAGUCAAAGAAGCAGGCCUGCCGCCUCCACUUCUUCCUCAGGCAAAUAUUUAUGAAGAGGAAGAUAUCGAGCUAUACCAUUCUAUCCAAGUCGCGCAAACUCUGUUGAUCGAUGAAUACGAGACAAGCUUAAAAUGUUGA